AUGUCUAGUGGUGGCACAGGAGGACACAGCCAUAGUCACUCACACGACGGCGGAGAACAUGAACCCCAUGAUGUCACUGUUGGGCUUGGAGUUUUAGGAGGUAUUAUCACUUUCUUAGUGGUGGAGAAAACUGUUCGCCUGUUUGAUGGAGGACAUAGCCAUUCUCAUGGAGCCGAGAAAAAAAAAUCCGACGACAAACAAAAAAAGAAGGCAAAGGAUAAAAAGGAAGAUAUCAAAAUUGCUGGAUAUUUAAACCUCGCUGCUGAUUUUACUCACAACUUCACUGAUGGACUGGCAAUUGGAGCUUCUUAUAUUGCAGGCCAGAACAUCGGUUUAAUUACCACUGUGACCAUAUUUUUACAUGAAAUCCCACAUGAAAUUGGUGAUUUCGCAAUUCUUGUUCAAUCUGGUUGUUCAAGAAGGAAAGCUAUGAUGUUGCAACUGCUGACAGCAUUUGGUGCAGUGUCUGGCACAGUUUUGUCUAUAUAUCUUAGGGGUUCAGGUGACAGUGUUGUAUCGUCUCUCAUUUUGCCGUUCACUGCUGGUGGUUUUAUUUACAUUGCCACUGUUUCAGUUAUACCUGAACUCUUAGAAGGUUCUAACAAAUUCUCACAGUCUAUCAAAGAGAUAGUGGCUUUAUUAGCUGGAGUGUACAUGAUGGUGCUUAUCGCACAAUAUGAAUAA
Messenger RNA from Spodoptera littoralis (African cotton leafworm), 684 nucleotides. NCBI's taxonomy places the organism in Eukaryota, Metazoa, Arthropoda, Insecta, Lepidoptera, Noctuidae. The record is from the annotation of a GenBank genome assembly.